Messenger RNA from Coregonus clupeaformis (lake whitefish), 2856 nucleotides. It is a transcript of the gene sesn2, whose product is annotated as sestrin 2. NCBI's taxonomy places the organism in Eukaryota, Metazoa, Chordata, Actinopteri, Salmoniformes, Salmonidae. Gene Ontology annotation, biological process: negative regulation of TORC1 signaling; regulation of response to reactive oxygen species; cellular response to L-leucine. The record is from RefSeq and is a predicted model, not a curated record. Gene Ontology annotation, cellular component: nucleus. The transcript has 11 exons. The coding region runs from base 496 to 2223 and encodes 575 amino acids. Gene Ontology annotation, molecular function: oxidoreductase activity, acting on peroxide as acceptor; L-leucine binding.
CGCUGAGGUAGAGGAGUUGAUACCGGCGAAAGGAGAGAUGACGAAGUCACCAAACUUCUCCAUAUCUGAACGAUUACCCGGACAAGUGACAAAUAUCUGUCAAGUAUUCGAUACCAGUAACCUUAUAUAAUGGAAGUAUCUUGCUGCAGACUGUUUCGCUGUUUUGAUCCGACUCAAAUUGACAACGAUGAACAACUUGCUAGCCUUCGGUAAAGUGCCCGUGCUCGAGACAUUAGCAAGCUAGCCUCAAAUCAAAUGUGUUGUCAUUACUUGAGAAAAAAACCGUCGAUUUGAAACAAAAUCUGUGGGGAUUACUGCCGACUACGGUCUGUUGACGAAAUCUGACUGAAUUGUGCAAACCUAGAUGCUAACUAGCACAUCAGUAUUCGGUAACCAGCGCUAACGUUAUCUAGCUAGCUAGCUAGCUAGCUAGCCAGUUAGGGACAAGUCAAGACAAGACACGAGAGGGUUCUGUGCAGGUUGCUAUAUUAUGCUAUGGAAGAGAUGGCGCUAGAACCACUGACGGACGUGCUUUGCGAAUGUAACGGAGGAAGAACCACCAACCCCGAUGUCUCCAGACCUACAAGCCUACAUUAUCAACCAGAAGCUGUCGAGUCGGAACCCGAACUGGGGCCGAACCCGAAGAACUUUUCUCGGCUGUGCAGCAGGGACGAGGCGGAGAGGGCAGAGGCGCUGGAAGAACUGACCCAGAGCGUCAUGUCCCGGUUGGGUCUGGACCGACCCGGUUCGGCUCGUCUCGAAAAGCACACUCUCCUGCAGCUGCUGCGGGUCUCCCGGUCCUGCCCGUUACCGGAGGUCCGCGAGAGGGCAGCGGAACUGCUGCGGACCGCACAGGAGCGAGGUGUUGAGAUUCCUCAGGCUUUGGCCUCAGGUCCUAGUGCCUUCAUCUCUGCACAAGAGAUUUUGGAAGAGGGGCCAGAUCAGGAAGUUCUGAUAGAAGCCUUCCUCUCAUUGGGCCGUUAUGACCACAUCACAAUGGUGAUGGCCCUUCACCCCACCUACCUCAGCUGCUUCCUGCGUACCCAGCAUGCUUUGCUGGAGCUGGAUGGCCCGUUGCCCCGCCCCUGGAGGCACUACAUCGUUGUCAUGGCCGCAGCUCGUCACCAGUGUUCCUACCUGGUCCAACAGCAUAGUGCAGGGUUCCUUGAGGCGGGGGGGGAGGAGAGCUGGCUGGGGGGGCUACAACACACACACCCCAAAAUACGCAGCCUACACACACUCAACAAGCUGCUGGCACACAGACCCUGGCUCAUCACACAACAGCACAUACAGGAGUUGGUGUGUCCCGGGGUGGACGCUCGUUGGUCAUUGGCUGAGCUGAUCCAUGCAGUUGUUCUGAUGACUCACUCUCAUUCGCUGUCCUCCUUCGUUUGGGGGUGUGGCCUACACCCUGAGCCCGACCACGUAGGAGGCCACACCUUCUGCCCGCCAUCACCAUCCAAUUUUGUGCUAGGACAUGCCUUCUAUCCACACUCUCCAUCCAAUAACAUGCCACGAAGCCCUCACAGUCCCAUCCCCGAGGACGGCAAGCCGGAGGAUGGAGUGAUGGAGGUGGAGGUAUUGAUGAAGAGGAUGGUGGAGUUACAACAGCAGGAGGAGGAGUGUAGUCCGGAAGAGAUGAUCACUCGCUUUGAGAGGGAGAGGAGCGAGAGCAUACCUACUGCGGUGGUGCGGGGAGCCCCCUCUGAGUUGUUGUUGAGGUUGGUGGAGGAUCCAGAGUUCAUCUAUGAAGACUUCUCCAUCCGAGGAGAACAGUCACCUCCUACCAUGAGAGCACAGGACUACUCAUGGGAAGACCAUGGCUUCUCCCUAGUGAACAGACUGUUACCAGACAUGGGCCAAUUACUGGAGGAGAAGUUCCAGGUUGUGUGUGGUCUAACCUACAACAGGAUGGCGAUGCACAAGGAUGUGGACACACACACACUCCGCAAGGCUCUCUGGAACUACAUACACUGUCUCUACGGAAUACGGUACGAUGACUACGACUACGGAGAGGUGAAUGUGUUAUUGGAGCGAGGCCUCAAGAUGUUUGUGAAGACGGUAGCGUGUCAUCCAGAACAGACCACAGAUAGGAUCUACUCUGCCUACUGGAGACUCUUCAGACACUCUGAGAAGGUCCAUGUCAACCUGCUGCUGAUGGAGGCUCGACUACAGGCUGCUUUACUAUACACACUACGGGCUGUCACACGCUACAUGACAUGACCACAGGCCUGUCACACGCUACUUGACAUGACUACAGGCCUGUCACACGCUACAUGACAUGACCACAGGCCUGUCACACGCUACUUGACAUGACUACAGGCCUGUCACACGUUACAUGACAUGACUACAGGCCUGUCACACGUUACAUGACAUGACUACAGGCCUGUCACACAUUACAUGACAUGACUACAGGCCUGUCACACGCUACAUGACAUGACUACAGGCCUGUCACACAUUACAUGACAUGACUACAGGCCUGUCACACGUUACAUGACAUGACUACAGGCCUGUCACACGCUACAUGACAUGACUACACACAGUGAAUGUCUGUGAAUCAGACAGUUCAGAUUGAUCAUAAGUCAAUGUUGUGUUUAUUCUGCUCUGUGUAAUAUGCUGCCUAUUUUGUGUGUGUGGUUGGUUUUUGGACAAUAAAACCUGCUAUACAUUAUGCACCAACCAGAGUUAGGUUGAUCCAGUCAAUCAAUCAUCUCACUGUGUUAAACUAUUACUGUACUAGCUACUGUGUUCACAGUGGCUGUUACGAUUUAAUGCUUCAGAUCAUACAUAAGAAAUUUGAAUGAAUGGUUCAUGCAUUUUUUAUGUACAAUAAAAUGUAUUUUGUUAUCAAAAUCA